UUUUCUGAAUGUUGGACUUCACUGAUUGGUUCCUGUUGAUUGUAGAUUCAUUCAGUGUAGUUUUCUCUAUGCAUCUGAUAGAGACCGAUAUUUCUGGAGAAAGAAAAGAGAGAUGAGGUGAAGGAUUACUGACUAUAGGAGAGAACGUUAAGAUUGUCAAACAAAUUUCUUCAACCACUUUUCAGUCGAAUCUGUUUGGAUUUAUGUGGUUCUUCUUGCUAAUGGACCUGUUUUACUCCAUGUUUGACUGUCUGAUCUUUUCUUGACCUCACUUUAGACUUACAGUAAAUAGCUCUAACUGAGUCCUGACCUCUGACCCCAAAUCAAUCUCUGCUGAUUUUGAGGAUGUCGGGCUGUGCCAGACGUUGCAAACACGGGUUAGUGAAGUUUGCUCUGUCUGUAAGCAAACUAGUAACCGGAACUCUCAUUAAAGAUAAGAUCGAUGAUGAAUUGGAGCUGUCUAUAGUUUGUCAUCGUCCAGAGGGUUUGGAGCAGCUAGAGGCCCAAACAAACUUCAGCAAGAAAGAACUACAAGUGCUGUACAGAGGCUUUAAGAAUGAAUGUCCCUGUGGAGCUGUCAACGAGGAGACGUUCAAACAGAUCUACUCGCAGUUCUUUCCUCAUGGGGAUGCCAGCACAUACGCACAUUACCUGUUCAAUGCUUUUGACUCCUCCCAAAACGGAUCCAUCAAAUUUGAGGACUUUGUAACGGCUUUGUCCAUCUUGUUAAGAGGAACAACAACAGAGAAGUUACAGUGGACAUUCAAUCUCUAUGAUAUUAACAGAGAUGGGUACAUUAGUAAAGAGGAGAUGACAGAUAUAGUAAAGGCCAUAUAUGACAUGAUGGGCAGAUAUACAUAUCCCGCUCUGAAGACAGACACACUCAAACAGCAUGUGGAUGCUUUCUUUCGGAAAAUGGACAAGAACAGAGAUGGAGUCGUCACACUUGAUGAGUUUAUUCACUCUUGUCAAGAGGAUGAAAACAUCAUGAGAUCGUUGCAGCUCUUUGAAAAUGUCAUUUAGCCACAGGAAAAGGGGUAUGAAGGGAGGACGAGAGAGAAUAGUGAGAGAGAAUAGAUGAGAGAACAAAACCUAUGAACUUUUAAACCUAAUAAGUGUUCUGUUUAAAAAAAUAACUUUUACACAAUUACCAUGGUAGCCUAAUCUCUUCCACAGAUUGAAAGUUCGAUAUUUAUGCUAAAUGCUCUAUGCUGAUUUUCUAACUGUGAUACAAAUAUUCAGCACAUCUUUUCUUAAGACCAUUUUUCUGUGGCCAUCAUUAAGGUAGAAGUGUUUGACUUUUGCUAAUCCAGUAUUGUGGUCAAUGGCUCAGUGGUUUUCGAUUGAAACGACCAAUCAGCAAUCAUUUAAAUUGCUUUACGCAAAGUGUUUAAGUUGUAAUACAGUCUCAGCUUCUUUGUUUGGUGAUCUGUCCCAACAUUAAUGGUAAUGUUACAGUGUGUUUCUGUUAUUACAGUGUUAAUUACUGUGUUAUAACUAUGUUAUAAUACUGUGCUUGUGAUAAGACGUCUCUAUUCAUCCUGUCACUCACAAUAAUCGCUUGCUGUUAAUCUAAUGAUUGUGUCCAUUAUUAGCAAGAGUUUGUACUCGUCACUCGUACCGUCUCUGAUGUUGGCUUGUGAUUGCUUUUAGCGCCGCCUACUCCAAUAUCUGCUUCUUGAUUGGUCUGUUUGUCUGUCAAGAAGAUCUGUUUGUUAGUGAAUCUCACAAAAACGUGUCCAGGAUAUGUUUACGCCAAAAUCAAAAGAAAUAAAAUGAGAAAUUAUAUAUUGCAUGAAAAUUGAGCCUAUAUGACCAUUAUAAUUUUUUGCUUUUUGACAAUUUUGUAUGACAAUAUUUACUUUUAUAAUAUAUACUCCUUUAACUUUU
This is a messenger RNA of Myxocyprinus asiaticus (Chinese sucker), 1890 nucleotides long. RefSeq names its product Kv channel-interacting protein 1-like. NCBI's taxonomy places the organism in Eukaryota, Metazoa, Chordata, Actinopteri, Cypriniformes, Catostomidae. The coding region runs from base 346 to 1023 and encodes 225 amino acids. The transcript has 8 exons. Gene Ontology annotation, biological process: regulation of potassium ion transmembrane transport. Gene Ontology annotation, molecular function: potassium channel regulator activity; transmembrane transporter binding; calcium ion binding. The record is from RefSeq and is a predicted model, not a curated record. Gene Ontology annotation, cellular component: voltage-gated potassium channel complex.